CAUUGACACUACUCCGAGUCUCCAGUUGCGCCCAUGCCUGUGCCGCCAGUUUCGUUUUAGGGGCUGAAACGCAGGGGCUGAAGAAAAUGGGGCAGAGCGCGCCCCGGACCCUCCUGCUGCUGCUGGCGGGGCUGCUGGGGGAGGCUCUGGCAGGGUUCCCCAACACCAUCAGUAUAGGUGGACUUUUCAUGAGGAACACUGUUCAGGAGCACAGUGCGUUUCGAUUUGCUGUGCAGUUAUACAACACAAACCAAAAUACCACAGAGAAGCCCUUCCAUUUGAACUAUCAUGUAGAUCACUUGGACUCUUCCAACAGUUUUUCGGUGACAAAUGCUUUCUGUUCACAGUUUUCCAGAGGAGUUUACGCCAUCUUUGGAUUCUACGACCAGAUGUCAAUGAACACGCUGACGUCAUUUUGUGGAGCCCUUCACACAUCCUUUGUCACACCCAGCUUCCCAACAGAUGCAGAUGUGCAGUUUGUCAUCCAGAUGCGGCCAGCAUUAAAAGGAGCCAUCUUGAGUCUCUUGACUCAUUAUAAGUGGGAAAAGUUUGUGUACCUCUACGACACAGAAAGGGGAUUUUCCAUUCUUCAGGCGAUUAUGGAAGCAGCAGUACAGAACAACUGGCAAGUGACAGCCAGAUCUGUAGGAAGCAUAAAGGAUGUUCAAGAGUUCAGAAGAAUUAUAGAAGAGAUGGACAGGCGGCAAGAAAAAAGAUACUUAAUUGACUGUGAAGUAGACAGAAUCAACACCAUUUUGGAACAGGUUGUAAUCCUCGGCAAACAUUCUAGAGGCUAUCACUACAUGUUAGCUAACCUGGGUUUCACAGACAUUGUUCUGGAGAGAGUAAUGCAUGGAGGUGCCAACAUUACUGGAUUCCAGAUUGUUAAUAAUGAAAACCCAAUGGUUCAACAGUUUCUACAACGCUGGGUGAGGCUCGAUGAAAGAGAAUUCCCUGAAGCCAAAAAUUCACCAUUAAAGUAUACGUCUGCAUUGACCCAUGAUGCCGUCCUGGUCAUAGCAGAGGCUUUCCGUUACCUCCGAAGACAGCGUGUUGAUGUCUCCAGGCGAGGUAGUGCUGGAGACUGCCUGGCUAACCCUGCAGUACCGUGGAGCCAAGGGAUUGAUAUAGAAAGAGCGCUGAAAAUGGUGCAGGUUCAAGGAAUGACAGGGAACAUCCAGUUUGACACCUAUGGGCGGAGAACAAAUUACACAAUUGAUGUGUAUGAAAUGAAAGCCGCUGGAUCACGGAAGGCUGGUUAUUGGAACGAAUAUGAAAGAUUUGUGCCAGCAUUAGAUCAGCUGCCCUCUAAUGACACUUCAUCUGUGGAGAACAGAACUAUAGUAGUCACUACCAUCUUGGAAUCACCAUAUGUAAUGUAUAAGAAAAACCAUGAACAACUAGAAGGGAAUGAGAGAUAUGAAGGAUAUUGUGUAGACUUAGCUUCUGAAAUAGCAAAACAUGUUGGAAUAAAAUACAAACUGUCAAUUGUUGGAGAUGGGAAAUAUGGAGCUAGGGACCCUGAGACUAAGAUAUGGAAUGGCAUGGUGGGUGAACUGGUCUAUGGGAGAGCAGAUAUAGCUGUUGCCCCCCUCACCAUAACAUUGGUGCGAGAAGAAGUCAUAGACUUUUCCAAACCCUUUAUGAGCCUGGGCAUCUCCAUCAUGAUCAAGAAGCCUCAGAAAUCUAAACCGGGCGUAUUCUCUUUCCUGGAUCCUUUGGCUUACGAAAUUUGGAUGUGUAUAGUCUUUGCUUACAUUGGCGUCAGCGUAGUUCUUUUCCUAGUCAGCAGAUUCAGCCCUUACGAAUGGCACUUGGAAGACAGCAGUGAAGAACCACGUGACCCUCAGAAUCCUCCCGACCCUCCAAAUGAGUUUGGAAUAUUUAACAGCCUUUGGUUUUCCCUGGGUGCCUUUAUGCAGCAAGGAUGCGAUAUUUCUCCAAGAUCUCUCUCAGGGCGAAUUGUCGGAGGAGUCUGGUGGUUCUUCACUCUCAUCAUUAUCUCUUCCUACACUGCUAAUCUUGCUGCCUUCCUUACGGUGGAAAGGAUGGUUUCUCCCAUAGAGAGCGCAGAGGACCUGGCCAAACAAACCGAAAUAGCCUAUGGCACUUUGGAUUCAGGCUCAACUAAAGAAUUCUUUAGAAGGUCAAAAAUAGCCGUCUACGAGAAAAUGUGGUCGUACAUGAAGUCGGCCGAGCCCUCAGUGUUCACCAAAACGACGGCGGAUGGGGUGGCGAGGGUGCGGAAGUCGAAGGGGAAGUUUGCCUUCCUGCUGGAGUCGACGAUGAACGAGUACAUCGAGCAGCGCAAGCCCUGCGACACCAUGAAAGUUGGCGGCAACCUGGAUUCCAAGGGCUAUGGUGUAGCAACCCCCAAAGGCUCAGCAUUAAGAAAUGCUGUUAACCUGGCAGUAUUAAAACUGAAUGAGCAAGGCCUCUUGGACAAAUUGAAAAACAAAUGGUGGUACGACAAAGGAGAGUGCGGCAGCGGGGGAGGUGACUCCAAGGACAAGACGAGCGCUCUGAGCCUGAGCAAUGUUGCCGGGGUUUUCUAUAUCCUUGUCGGAGGCCUCGGGCUGGCCAUGAUGGUGGCGCUGAUCGAGUUCUGCUACAAGUCUCGGGCCGAGUCUAAGCGAAUGAAACUCAACAAGAACACGCAGAACUUCAAACCUGCACCUGCCACCAACACCCAGAAUUACGCUACGUACAGAGAAGGCUACAACGUGUACGGCACAGAAAGUGUGAAAAUCUAGGGAUCCUCACCCUGACAGCACGCAAGAGGAGAAGCAGCAGAGAAUGUGGCUACUUCACGGAUUCGGACCACCUGAGCCAGUCGUACUCUCUCCGAGGUGUCAGGCAUGACACGCAUUGAUGAUGGUGCAAUGUACUUUUAAUAGGAAAAACUGGUAUUUUUUCCUUCAGUGCCUUAUGGAAGACUCUGAGACUCACAACAAUGCAAACCAUCACCGAAAUAUUCUUGCUUUGCUUGAAAGAAGUAAAAGUAAAAAGAAAAGAAGAGGGAAAAAAAGAAGAGAAGAGAGAAGAGAAGAGAAGAGAAGAGAGAAGAAAAAAGAAAAGAAAAAAGAAAAAAGAAAAGAAAAGAAAAGAAAAGAAAAGAAAAGAAAAGAAAAGAAAAGAAAAGAAAAGAAAAGAAAAGAAAAGAAAAGAAAAGAAAAGAAAAGAAAAGAAAAGAAAAGAAAAGAAAAGAAAAGAAAAGAAAAGAAAAGAAAAGAAAAGAAAAGAAAAGAAAAGAAAAGAGAAAAGAGGCAAAAGAGAAAAAGAAAAUAGAAAAAGAACGGAGAAAAAGAAAGGAGAAAAUAAAAGAAAAAGGAAAAGAGAAAAAGAAAAAA
Molecule: messenger RNA, 3350 nt
Organism: Phalacrocorax carbo (great cormorant)
Lineage: Eukaryota; Metazoa; Chordata; Aves; Suliformes; Phalacrocoracidae
Source: RefSeq, a predicted model, not a curated record